Molecule: messenger RNA, 858 nt
Organism: Sitodiplosis mosellana (orange wheat blossom midge)
Lineage: Eukaryota; Metazoa; Arthropoda; Insecta; Diptera; Cecidomyiidae
Exons: 1
Coding region: 36-734 (232 amino acids)
Molecular function (GO): cysteine-type endopeptidase inhibitor activity
Source: RefSeq, a predicted model, not a curated record
GUCUGCUCGAAUCAGUUCUCUUCAGACCAAGCAAAAUGAUCAAGUUAAAUUUCGUGCUGUAUUUAUCGUUAUUGUGCGGUUUUUGCGUCAGCAUCCCAGGUGGAGUCACUCCCAUUACCGAUGAAUCUACAUUAACUGAACUUCGAAACAAGUUUACAAUACAUUUGAAAAAAUUGAACGCUCAAGAAAACGGUGCACAACUUGAAUUCGUUAAACUUCAUCAAGCUACAGUGCAAGUGAUUGCAGGUUUGCUGUACAAAAUGAAUGUCGAACUCAAUGAAAACAACAUAAAUGUCAACUGUGCUGCGUCACUUUUGGAGCAACAAUGGACCAAUUUUGUUGAAUUUGACGUUGAGUGUGGUAGUGAUGAUGAGCGGAAGCGCAAAUAUGGAUGGAGUUCUGAUCAAACCGAAACAACAAUUGAACAGUUAUUGAAAACAGGCGGCUUCAGUCCACUCAACAAGAAAUCCCUUGCAGGAUUGCACCCAAAACUUACGCACUCAUUCAUCGAAUUGGGUAAAAUUCACAAAGAAUUCGAUUUGACGGUGAAACGUAUCUUGAGCGGCAAGAGCCAAGUUGUAGCUGGAACACGAUAUAUGAUUGCCGUUGAAGCUGCAAAUCCAAACAAUGAAGUGAUAACAUGCGAAGCUGAUAUUUGGGAAAAAACCUGGGAAAACUUCUUCCAAAUCAAACUGACGUGCCAGGGUAAAAGCUACGAAAUCAUAUUCAACUAAAACACCAAUAAACCUUUGAAAUCGUGUGAAUUUAAUCGAUUGUAAUCGAAUUUAAUGAUUAAUAAAUCUAAAUAAUCGAUUGAAUUGAAAAUGUUUGAAUAAAAGACAUUUUUUAUUACGCGUA